Andrographis paniculata is the source of this 1416-nucleotide messenger RNA. RefSeq lists its product as uncharacterized. NCBI's taxonomy places the organism in Eukaryota, Viridiplantae, Streptophyta, Magnoliopsida, Lamiales, Acanthaceae. The transcript has 10 exons. The record is from RefSeq and is a predicted model, not a curated record. The coding region runs from base 190 to 1146 and encodes 318 amino acids.
ACUUUUGAACUUCUUGCACUCAUGAAGCUUCUUCAAUGUCCUUUCAGGUCGAAAUUCCAAGACAAUUUAGUAACCAAUUUUACCAGAUCCAAACUAUUUAAGAUCACUCACCUCUUCAUUGAAGCUGGAUGAUCCAUGGAGGAUUGAGGAUUCCCGAAUGAAAGAUUCCCUUAUCCGCUUCGCAAUCCGAUGGCUAAAUGGGUAAUCAAAAAGGGGUGCUGGACGCGUUCCGCCAAGAUUUAUGCAAUUUGGUCCGUCUGCGCCGUAAUUUUCUAUUGUUUCUUCCAGAUAGCUCUGCGGAAUUCUUCGUCUCACAAGGAUAGCAGUUCUCGUGCAGAUUCUGGUUCUUCAAUGGCAUAUGCCGAGCAGAGAUCCAUACUAUAUUCAAAAAUGGCAAAAGAUUUGGAUGAGAAGGGAGCUGCUUUUCUCAAACAAGGAGAAACUUCUCAGUCUUUAUCUCUAUCAGAUCUUUUUACUCUGAAGGAUGGAAUUGUCACUCCUGUUCUUAGGCCUGCAGAUCCUCCCGUGCGAGCAAAUGUGCUGUAUCUGAGUACUGAGUAUUCUGUCCCAAUCUCGGAGGCUGUGAAGAAUGUAUUUUCACCAUAUUUUGAUAAAUCAAUCUGGUUUCAGAACUCUUCCAUGUACCAUUUUAGCAUGUUCCAUGCUUCACACCACAAGACUCCUGUCCCUGUAACAGAAACAGAGAUUGAAGCUGAAGCUAAUGCCGUUGAAGGUGUUGCAGCUACCAUCUGCCCAUUGAAUAUUGUCCUCGAUCGGGUGAUUUUGACCUCAACAGGUGUAUUAUUGGGUUGUUGGCAGGUGGCCUCAGGCAACGAUCCGGUAACUAUUCGUGCAAAACUAAAAGCUGCUCUUCCACGCGCUCCACAAAAUCAGCUUUAUGACGAGGCAAUGCUUCAUACAUCAUUUGCAAGGCUUUUGGGUCACCCAAAGAAGUUUCCCAAGGACGAAAAUAAAUCAGAGCUCCAGAUUUUUCAUGACCUUGUGAGCAAGCUAAACAGCCAAAUUCAGGGAACAAAGGCAACAGUUUCUGAGCUGUGGUACGUGGAAGAGCUCGAUCUGCUGGCUUUGGCCUUGGACGGAAGAAUGAAGACAAGGAAGUUUCAACUUGCGUGUUCCCUAGCCUAGCCUAGCCGACGACCUCUUAGUCUUAUUUCGACUACAAUAAUCAUAAUCCCACUGGUUCGGUUUGGUAUUCGAUUCUACGCAAUUCACCGAGCAUUGUAAUACAUAAAGGAGAGCGCGCACACACAUAUAUGUAUAGAUGUAUGUGUAUGUAUAGAUUAUAGAGGGAUGAUGAGGAGAAGCUUUGCAAAUCAGGCAACAUUGAGGAUGCCUUGGUUGUAAUCAAUUUUAUGGAUGUUAAAAUUGUAUUGUAAAUUUGUUGAAACGAUAGAA